AUGCAAUGGGGCAACCGGCCGAAACCAGUUUACAUUGUGGAUAAUAUAAUCCUUGACUGGGGCCAUGAAGUGGUUCGCUUGCCCCUUGCCCAUCCUGAGCUCAACGCCAUCGAGCAGGUGUGGUGCUGUAUGAAACGACAGGUGCGCUCCUCGUUGCAGCGGUUUACCCGUGCUGAUCUCUUUGCCAGGCUUGAAGAGGCCAGGCUUGCUGUAACAGGGGAGAGGUGGGCUGGCGCUGUCAGGAGAUCAAGAUAUUUUGAAGAUGAUUACUGUCUUUCAGAUAAUAUUCAAGACAGUAUAGAUCCAGUAUCAUCAACAUUGAUAGUGACGAGGAAAACGAUCUUUUCCUUGAGACUGAUGAUGACCAUGGAUGUGUUGAGUGAAGAGAUCAGGAAUGAGGAGUUGUGGGAAUUGUUGUACUCAAAUGAUCUGGUGAUUACUGCCGAAAAUGGAGAAGGCCUACAGAGAAGGGUUCAAGAGUGGCAGGAGUCUAUAGAGCGGAGUGGCUUAAAUUCGAAUGUGAAUAAAACAGAGGUUUUGGUGAGCAGAAUAGCAAUGCAAGAUAUAAGAGGCCUGAUUAUAAAGCAAAUGGAAAAGUUUAAAUGCUUAGGAUCUACUUUAAGCCAAGAAGGAAGAUGUGAGGCUGCAUGGGGGAAGUGGAGAGAGGUAGCUGGAGUGGUAUGUAAUAAGAAAAUGCCAAUCAAGCUAAAAGUCAAGAUCUAUAGCACAGUGAUGAGACCAGUGUUAACAUAUGAAUCGGAUACAUGGGCUCUGAGAAGAAAAGAGGAAGUAAAGCUUGAGAGAACAGAGAUGAGUAUGCUGAGGUGGAUUAUGGGAAUAUCACUGCUUGAGAGAUUGGAAAAUGAUGAAAUAAGAAGGGCAGGCAGGAUUAGUAAAGAUUACAGAGGUAAUAAGGGAGUCACUAUUGAGGUGGUAUGGGCAUUUGUUUAG
Molecule: messenger RNA, 951 nt
Organism: Macrobrachium nipponense
Lineage: Eukaryota; Metazoa; Arthropoda; Malacostraca; Decapoda; Palaemonidae
Exons: 2
Coding region: 1-951 (316 amino acids)
Molecular function (GO): nucleic acid binding
Source: RefSeq, a predicted model, not a curated record